This is a messenger RNA of Homo sapiens (human), 9599 nucleotides long. RefSeq names its product tRNA methyltransferase 9B (putative) (gene TRMT9B). Gene Ontology annotation, biological process: tRNA modification. Gene Ontology annotation, molecular function: S-adenosylmethionine-dependent methyltransferase activity; tRNA methyltransferase activity. Lineage: Eukaryota; Metazoa; Chordata; Mammalia; Primates; Hominidae. The record is from RefSeq and is marked validated.
AUUCAGUAUUGUGUAGUACAGAAAAGAUCACACAUGUAUAUGUCAGAAGUAGAUGCACAUGUUCUUUUGGCUUUUUUUCUUUGUUUUAUUCUUUUUUCAUUUUUUGUGUUUUUUGUUAGUUUGUUUUGAAUUUUUUUUCUUGAUGCAUAUGUUCCUUCAACUUAUUCAGUACUUCCAUGUGCAGGGCUCUGGACUAGACUUUCAGGAUCUAAGGCUGAAUCCUACACAGUCCUCCCUCUGGGAAAGUGAUGAAACCUGUGAGCUCUCCUAGCAACUCUGCAGUCUUCCUUCAAGGGCCUGUGCUUCCUUCAGAGACUCACACAAGAGGUUUAUCAUGAGAAGGACCGCACUAUUUCAUUUCACUCCUACAAGUUUUCAUUUACGUUACACAUUGAGAAAGUUAUGAGAAGCAACUGUCACUCUCUGGAGGUGGAGACUGCCGUGAUUCACAAAGACAAGAGGUAAUUUUCCUGUAAUCACAGGAUGACUCAGGAUGGAUCAUGAAGCCGCCCAGCUGGAGAAGCAGCAUGUGCACAAUGUGUACGAGAGCACAGCCCCUUACUUCAGCGACCUGCAGAGCAAAGCCUGGCCUCGUGUCCGCCAGUUCCUGCAAGAGCAGAAGCCAGGCAGCCUCAUCGCUGACAUAGGUUGUGGGACUGGAAAAUAUCUUAAAGUGAACAGCCAGGUACAUACCGUGGGCUGUGACUACUGUGGGCCACUGGUAGAGAUUGCCCGGAAUAGAGGAUGUGAAGCCAUGGUAUGUGACAACCUUAAUCUCCCCUUUAGGGAUGAGGGCUUCGAUGCCAUCAUCUCCAUAGGAGUCAUACAUCAUUUUUCUACAAAACAAAGAAGAAUCAGAGCAAUAAAAGAAAUGGCCAGGGUCUUAGUUCCCGGAGGCCAACUGAUGAUUUACGUUUGGGCAAUGGAACAAAAGAACCGUCGCUUUGAGAAGCAAGACGUGCUUGUUCCAUGGAACAGGGCCCUGUGUUCCCAGCUCUUCUCAGAGUCCAGCCAGUCUGGGAGGAAGAGGCAGUGUGGAUACCCAGAAAGAGGCCAUCCCUACCAUCCUCCUUGCUCUGAGUGUAGCUGUUCUGUUUGUUUUAAAGAGCAGGGUGGUUCAAAACGGUCCCACAGUGUGGGCUAUGAACCUGCUAUGGCAAGAACCUGUUUUGCAAAUAUUUCUAAGGAAGGCGAGGAAGAAUAUGGAUUUUACAGCACAUUAGGAAAAUCGUUUCGUUCCUGGUUUUUCUCCAGAUCUUUGGAUGAAUCGACUCUGAGGAAGCAAAUUGAAAGAGUAAGACCCUUGAAAAACACAGAAGUUUGGGCCAGUAGCACUGUAACAGUCCAGCCUUCCAGACACUCUAGUCUAGACUUUGAUCACCAAGAGCCAUUUUCAACAAAAGAGCAAAGUUUAGAUGAGGAAGUGUUUGUGGAAUCUUCUUCUGGAAAACACUUGGAGUGGCUGAGAGCACCAGGCACUCUGAAACAUUUAAAUGGAGACCAUCAAGGGGAAAUGAGGAGAAAUGGAGGGGGAAAUUUUCUGGAUAGCACUAAUACUGGUGUGAAUUGUGUGGAUGCAGGCAACAUAGAAGAUGAUAAUCCUUCUGCUAGUAAAAUAUUGAGAAGGAUUUCUGCAGUCGAUUCCACAGAUUUCAACCCAGAUGAUACAAUGUCUGUCGAAGAUCCACAGACUGAUGUUUUGGACUCCACAGCCUUUAUGCGCUACUACCAUGUGUUUCGAGAAGGGGAGCUCUGCAGUCUGCUCAAGGAGAAUGUGUCAGAGCUCCGUAUCCUGAGUUCUGGGAAUGAUCAUGGUAACUGGUGUAUCAUUGCAGAGAAAAAGGGAGGUUGUGAUUGAUUGGAUCCUUUUAGACAACUCCUCCAAAAGAUGAACCACAUUCUUUUCUCUUGGUUUGAUAUGGUUACCUGAAUUUGCAUUCAGUGUUAUUUGUUAAUCCAUUUACGCUUUGGUCUGCAGAGACUAUUAAUUAUUUGGUUGUUUUUGUUUUCAUGUUUGAAUAAGCACAGAUUCUGGCAUUGAAAGCACUUGACAAAGGGUAUUUGUGCUUAAAUGUUAAUAUAAAAGAUCUGAAGAAGCAACAGAAAGUACCCUUCAGUACACCUCAGACUUUUUUUUAACCCCAGAGAGAUAAAAUACAUGUAUAGUGUUUUUCAGUAUUACACAUUGAUUUAAAAAGAUUAUGCUGUUAAAUAAUCUUUUAAAACGGUAUUUUUAUAAAGUGAGGGGAUAAUUUCUGGUUCUCAGGUUAUAACUGAGAGCAGUGUGCAAGAUAAUAGGUAAAUUUGAUCCAUUGCACAGAUAUACUUUGAACCAUGUGAUGAGUUAUCUUGUUGCCAAGGCCUUGCUUCUACUUAAAGUUUUCAGAAAACUGAGUGACAGUGGAGAGAACCAAGAAGUUUUACAAGGACUUUACUAAAUUAUAAGCAAACUUGCUUCAAAAUAAGUUGACAUGUGAUAAUAAGGUUUUCAAUGUAGCCCAGGAGGUUUUUAAAGGCACUGUUAGGCUGAGCAUGGUGGCUCAUGCCUGUAAUCCCAGCACUUUGGGAGGCCAAGGCAGAAGCAUCACUUGAACCCAGGAGUUCAAGAAUAGCCUGGGCAACAUAGCAAGACCCCAUCUCUAUAAAAAUUAGCAAGAUGUGGUGGUGCAUGCCUGUCAUCCAAGCUACUCAAGAGACUGAGGCAGGAGGAUCACGUGAGCCCAGGAAUUCAAGGCUGCAGUGAACUAUGAUUGCAUCACUGCACUGCAGCCUGGGCAACAUAGCAAGACUCUGUCUCAAAAUAAUAAUAAUAAUAAUAAUAAAGGCAUUGUUAGCUUGUAAGGAGUGGAGUAUGUAGGUAGUAGGAGUUAUAUGCAAGUACCCAAGUGGUAUUCUUCCAAUCUUAUUAGAAGCAUGAAUAUUCAAGAUUGAUAUUACUAUUGCUUAUUAGCAAGAUUGUUAUCAAUCAUGCUUAUUAGAAGGAUGAAUAUCCAAGACCAAGAUUGACUAAUGAUGAGUCUGCAUCAAGAACUAGGCAUUUCUUCUGAGUUGACGGACUCUUUAGGAAAGGAGAAUCUAAGUGAAGCACUGAUUUUAGCUCUGAGAACAAACAAAUUAAGGUACAGCAUAGUUAGCCUUGGUAGAGGUAUGACUUGGAUUUGCUGUAUCCUUUAAAAUAGUAUCUGGGCAUUUAUUUUAUUGAAGGUGACUACAUUUUAUUAGUUAUAUUAGGAAUUUAGGUAGAAUCAACUUCUACUGAUUACAGGUUGAAUUUCUGUCACUUUGUAGAGAAACGAAUAGACUGGACACUGUGUGGUCACUGUUUAGAUUUGCCCAUGGGUCUGUUUAAAUCUAUGUCAUGGAUCCUGAGACACAAAUAUAAUUAAGACAGGUCUAGAGACAGGAGAAGCAGAAAUAAGUUGACCCAGGAGUACAGUCUCAAGUAGUUCAUUAAUGAGAAAAUUGACAUCUGACAAGAGUCUUUUUACUUUAUGCUGGAUGAAAAUCCAAAUCUUGUUUUAUUUUUUCCACUAAAAGUGACUAAAAUAAUAACGAAUUUCAUUUGUUCUUGGGUUCUUUUUUCCUUUAAUGAUUGUGCUAUAACUUAAAAUAAUGAUGUUACCUUUGAACAAACUUAAAGAAAUAUUUUUAAAGCGUAUCUGAAAACGAUUGAUGUUUAUAACUCUCUUUUGGCUUCAAAAUAAGAUUGUGUUAUCACCAUUUUGGUAGAUGAGGUUGUCUGGUGAAAAUGAUGCAUAUGAGUUGUACUGUUCAGUGUACAUCCUGCAGUAGUGGAUGAUUGAAAACAUAUAUAAGUGGAGUAUAAAUUAAAAAUUAAUUUGGUUUCUUCUAUUUCUUUUUUUUUUUUUUUUUUUUUUUGAGACAGAGUCUCGCUCUGUCGCCCAGGCUGGAGUGCACUGGCGCGAUCUCGGCUCACUGUAAGCUCCGCCCUCCGGGUUCACGCCAUCCUCCUGCCUCAGCCUCCCAAGUAGCUGGGACUACUGGCACCCACCACGACGCCCGGCUGUUUUUUUGUAUUUUUAGGAGAGACGGGGUUUCACCGUGUUAGCCAGGAUGGUCUCGAUCUCCUGACGUCGUGAUCCACCCGCCUCGGCCCCCCACAGUGCUGGGAUUACAGGCGUGAGCCACCGAGCCCGGCCUGUUCCUUUUAUUUCUUAAUUCAGGACACUAAACCAUGACUGCAAGGGAUUUCCUUGGUAAAAAGAAAAGAUUCUCAGAGUCAAAAUGUUCUUACAACUCGGGCUUGACGGCCUUUGAAUUAUGAAUGGAUUGUUCCUCUCUCUGAAGCCUAUUGUCACAUGGGUUUUUAAUCCUGGCCUUGCUGCUAGAAAUCUGUGCUUGAAGUCCUCUCUUUCUGCUGGUAGCCUACCAGUUAAAAGUCAAGACUUGGUGGAACUCAGUUUACCAGACUCUUUAGCCUUUGAGCUAAACUGUCUGAGCAACCUCUUAGAUGUGCACACACCACUUUGUAUGAAAGGGUUCUCUAGAACGGUUCUUUGGAGAGAAAUAUUUUCAUGUACGUUUGACAGGGGUGUAAAUAAAGCAUGCUGACUAAUAAGUCUUUUACUCUUCAUCUAAUGAACAUAAGAAUCUAUGCAUCCAGAUAUUAUUUUGUAUACAAAUAUUUAAUUUGGUGAUUGAUAAUCUCUCUUUGGGGUAGUCACAUGGAAAGCUCUUUUAAAUUUAACUUCCGCCUUUGGAUUUUUUUUAAAAAGCCAUUGAAGAGCAAAACUAAUGUAAACGUCUUGAUCAUUUAAAAAGCUUGCUUGUCCUCGAAAGGAAACACAGGUCAUCAGUGAGUAUAAACGUAGACAGUUGAUUUGUGAAUGCUGUCGGCCUCAACUUGCUUGAUGAUAGAUUCUACUGACCUAGCUGGAGUAAUCUGAUCACUUACUUCCUUAUUAAUACUAGAUCACACAGUAUCUUUCUUAUUCCUUCUUCUUUACUUACUGGCAUCAGCACAGAGUCCCACUAUCUGAAAUAGAAGGGAGAGUUUGGGGGUUUAUUGGAGGAGUCUUAAAAACUUGGUUGGCAGCUGGGUACGAUGACUCACACCUGUACUCCCAGCACUUCAGGAAGCUGAGGUGGGUGGAUCAGCUGAGGUCAGGAGUUUGAGACCAGCCUGACCAACAUGGUGAAACCCCGUCUUUAUUAAAUACAAAAAAUUAGCCAGGUUGGUGGCGCAUGCCUGUAAUCCCAGCUACUUGGGAGGCUGAGGCAGGAGAAUCGCUUGAACCUGGGAGGCGGAGGUUGCAGUGAGCCGAGAUUGUGCCAUUGCACUCCAACCUGGGCAACAAGAGUGAAACUCCAUCUCCAACAAAACAAAACUUUGCUGGCUUCCUGAUGCCUCACUGUCUAUUUGAGGAAUUCCACAGAAUCUUCAAAGGAUUUGGGGGAAAGCGCAUUAACAUGGACAAAGGAUGGAAUCAAAAUAAUGUUAUAGUGAGAAUCAUUCAAGCACCUAUUUAAAUUUUUUCCAAUUGCCAGUAUAGUGAUGAUAUGACACCAGCAUAUCAAAGUAACUAACAAACUAGCUACACAAACGUCUUGGAGUUUGGUUUCGUUCUCUUUUCUCAUCAUAGAUCUCCGUGCAGAAUAGUGCUAAUUCUUAUUUCUCGUUUGCCUUUCUAUUUCCUUCCAAAUUCUACAUGCCAGUAAUUCCUCUGUCUUUUAAGUGACCAUCAAUUCAAUAGGCAAAAAUUUGGAGUAAUCCAGAGAAAAAACCAUCCAAAUAUAAACCAGCUAGGAACAUGAAUGCCCCUGAUUAUUAAUGGCCAAAAAAAAAGCACUGGUGGAUUUUAAAUUAAAUUAAUACAUAUAUACGAGUUUGGAGGAGAACAGAAGUUCUAACUCAGUACUUGAACUUGGUGGGGGAGGGCACAGGUUAAAUAUGAGCUGUGAGCCCCCAGUUUUGGAGGAAGGAGGAAAUGGGAACCAACCACCAGACAAGCAGCUGCAGUCUAAGAAAAACAAAUUAGGGCAGGCCUCAGCAUCUCUUUCCUAUUACAUAGAAAAUCUGAAAUGAGAAUAGCUGUGAACUUUUCUAAAUAUGCAACAUUCAACUAUCGCAAGGACAAAAAACCAAACACCGCAUGUUCUCACUCAUAGGUGGGAAUUGAACAAUGAGAACACAUGGACACAGGAAGGGGAACAUCACACACUGGGACCUGUUGUGACCCCGCUGAGGGAGUUCCUCUUGCCCUCUACCCCCGGGGCUUGUAUAUAGAUUAUAAAUAUAUAAGGGGGAAAGGGGUGGGGGGGAGGGGUUGUGCGGCUGGGGCCUCACUUCCCCUCCUUCCCCUUCUCCUGGUCCCCUGUCCCAGGGGCUGUUUGUUAAAAAAGAGUAAUAAAGGAUUUUUGUUUUUAAAAAAAGCAACGUUCAUUAAUUUAUAUGCAGUCCUCACCACAGCCCUCCAAGAUAAGUACACUUAUUGUUCCCAUUUUGCAGAUGAGGAAAACUGAGGCAGAAAGAAAUUAAAUUGCUUAAGGUUACACACAUAGUAGGUAUCACACAUUUAGUUAGAGGCAGAGCUGGGAUUCAAACCCAGGUCUGGCUCCUAGUCUCUGCUCUUAACCACAACACCAUAUACUCCCACCCCUGGGCCCAGCUCAUGUGCUUGGCGGAGUAUUAGAGCCUUUCAAGGUAAGUGUGAUUAUCCCCUUUCCAAAUGAGCUUUGGAAAAGUUUAAGCAAAGAUUACACAGCUAGACAAUAAUUCAAUAGUAGUCUCUUACAUAUUUUCCCUUUUAUCUUUUUUUCAUUUGUGAAUCUGUUUCGAUUUGAUUUGAAUUAAAAAAUAGUUCUUGGUUGCAAAAUAUUCUGGGACCACUUUUCUCCAACUCUUCAACCUUUCAACAAUUAUAUUAUUGUUUUCCCAUUUUAUAAGUAAGGCAACUGAGGACUAUUCAGAUAUUUCAUUCACUCCAUUUGUUUACUAAGCCCUGCUGUGUGCUGGAUACACAGUCUGCUGUGUGCUGGAUACAUAUGAUACAAGGUAAUGACUAUCUGGCAUCUUGAAGGUACCCAGAAUAUUAGAAUUAACUGACCCACAGGUGCCAAGCUGAAACAUUCUUCGUAUUCCCUGUGUGCCUAUUACCAAGUUAUAUUGUUUAGUUUGAGGAAAACAACAAACAACCCUCCCUUAGAGAAUCAUGAUGCAUAUUAGCAUAUUUAAGGAGUACCCUAAAGCUUGGACUUAAUCUAGCUUACCCUAGACGUAUUAACAUCCUAUAGCGCACGUGUUCUGUGGGAUAUAUUUCAGAAAAUAAUAUGUCUUACAGAAUAAAUGCAGACUCCUUUGGAUGGCAUUCAGGCCCUUCAUAAACUAACUCUGAAUUAUUUUUCAGUCUCAUUUCCUGCAGUUGCACCCGAUUUUUUCUGUUCUGCAAUCUGCUAUUUUAGACAAAGCUUUCAUAAGAAAUUACAUAAUGACAAGUAAUUCCCACAUUCCCUAGAUAUAUACUUGGAUUUCAAAUGCCAUAAUUGUAAUCUUUCUCCAAAGAAAAAUGCACGAUACAGGCUUCAUUCCAUCAAGAGGCAUAUGAGGUAAGCGUUAUUAUACACCCGUCCAGCAGAUGGGAAAACCACGGAAGUGGGAGGGAAUCAAGAAGCAUUAACAGACCCUCCACCAACCGUAAUGCUUAACUCCUCUUGUUCCAAUCUUAACUCAAAAUUAUGAUUAUUUUGAUUAUUUAAUGAUUGUUUUGAUAGUAUAAACUCCAUAUCUGCAACCUCAGUUAUCUACAACACUGAAGUGCAAACAUUUAAAAAGAUCUCUCACCAAACAAGGAUUGAAAUUGUAUUGCAAAUGAAAGAGCUCAGCAUGAGAGCACAAUCAGAAACUGAAGAGAGUUGAUCAAAGAGAAGAUUCUAGCUGAAUUGUUCUAUUUUUAAUUCCCCAGGGAUCCUACGGUCUAUGACACAUUAACAGGGGUGUGAAUCAUUUCAGUUACAUCACAUACUCUGUCCUCUUGCGGUGCGGGUCUUCCCCAGUUGAUUAUACACAGAUAAUCAAUGACUUUAUUUGGGAGGGAUUGGAGCUAUAGAAUAAUCUAUCUUACCAAUCUGAUGGACCAUUUGUAAGAGCUGUUUGUCAAAUUGGAUCUUCAUUUGACAAAUAAAUACUAGAGCUGCAGAAAGUAAAGUUUACUCCAACCCAAUUAAUCAUUAAUACAUCCACAGGAAAAAUACAUUUUCUCCACAUGGAAUAUUGAUUUUUCUAUGAAUAUUACCUCCACAUUGAAAAACGAGUGAGUCACUGCAGUUAAGCCAGUGUACCUUGAUGUUGAAUUCCCUGAAGAAGGUACAAUUAUAUUUACAUUCCCUUAGCAAGAAUUUGGCUAAGUGAUAAGCACUUUUCUCUUUUCUUUUCUUUUUUUUUUUUUUUUUUUGAGACAGUGUCUCACUCUGUCACCCAGGCUGGAGGGCAGUAGUGCAGUCUCAGCUCAUUGCAACCUCUGCCUCCCAGGUUUAAGCAAUUCUCGUGCCUCAGCCUCCUGAAUAGCUGGGAUUACAGGAACAUGCCACCACUCCUGGCUAAUUUUUGUAUUUUUUUUUAAGUAAAGACAAACUUUCACCAUGUUGGCCAGGCUGGUCUUGAACUCCUGACCUCUUACGAGCUAAUCAUACCACUUCUAACUAGAUUUUCUAUUAAUGUACAAGGAGGGACUCCACUACUAAAGUUUGUUUUACUUCUCUGGUUAUUUACACAAAACGCUGGCAAUACAUUAAGGCUCACUAAUGUGGACCUAAGUGAGUUUCUGAGAGGCUUUGAAUAUGUAUGUGCAAACUGUCCUAUUUUCUUUAUAUGCUCUCUUAAAUAUGUAUGUCUGUAAAUAUAUAUAUAACACACAUAUAUAUAUAUUCCUAGACAUCUAGUGUUUGCUGUCAUUAGUGACCAAGAAAAAGUAGUUCUUUUGUGCACGCGUGAAUACAUCAAAUUAGCAAUUACCAUAGAAAUGUAUUUCAUUGAAUAAAUAGCUUUUGUUUGUUUGUUUGUUUGUUUGUUUCAGGGAAAUUUAGAACAAUUAUUAGAUGUUAUUGUGCCUCUUCUCGUGUUGAUACGUGUAUUUGGGUCAAAAGUGCAAAAACUUUUUUCUACAAUGUACAGUUAUUUUGACUUUUCCCAGGGGAAGCUAGCAAUAGUUUUAAAAGCACAAAGUGAUGUAAAAUAUUUUGACUUUUAUAAUAAUGCGAAGUAGUUUUAUUUGCAUUAAUCAAUAAUGUUCAGGAUCUUUUUGUAGUAAGUAUAUUUUAAAUGGUGUAAUUUGUGUGUUUAUGAUAUGUAUUCAAUUAUUUAAGUUAAGUAUCAGUGUAUUUUUAAAAAGUGUUCCCAGGUGAACAAAAGUUUGCUUUUCUUCACCAUUCUGUACAGGACAAGCAUUAUUCAGUUCACAUAGUCAGCUCUCACUACACUUCAACAGAACGGGGCAAGUUCGUAUUUGAAUUCUGUUAUAUUUAUCUAAGGGAAGCAAAAUUAACCUUUUAAUAAUAGAUUAUCUUUAAUGGUUAUUAAAAGAAUGUUAUUGACCAAAAAGACAUAUUUUGAGAUUAAUAAAGAUGUAUUAGAUUAUCCAAAA